This is a messenger RNA of Eptesicus fuscus (big brown bat), 237 nucleotides long. It is a transcript of the gene NRGN, whose product is annotated as neurogranin. The record is from RefSeq and is a predicted model, not a curated record. The transcript has 2 exons. Gene Ontology annotation, molecular function: calmodulin binding. The coding region runs from base 1 to 237 and encodes 78 amino acids. Lineage: Eukaryota; Metazoa; Chordata; Mammalia; Chiroptera; Vespertilionidae.
AUGGACUGCUGCACCGAGAGCGCCUGCUCCAAGCCGGACGAGGACAUCCUAGACAUCCCCCUGGACGAUCCCGGCGCCAACGCCGCCGCUGCCAAAAUCCAGGCGAGUUUCCGGGGCCACAUGGCACGAAAGAAGAUCAAGAGCCGGGAGAGCGGCCGGAAGGGCCCGGGCCCCGGAGGGCCUGGCGGAGCUGGGGGCGCGCGGGGAGGCUCGGGCAGCGGCCCCAGCGGAGACUAG